AUGGACCUCCGCCAUGCGCUGAUGUUCCUCUGCCUCGCUGCGCCGCUCUGCAGAUCGGACAGUGAUCUGGCCGACCCCCUGCCUCUGGAGCCCUAUGAUUUCCUCUUCGACGCGGCGGUGGAAGCCUACCAGAAGGCGGACUGGUUGUCGGUUAUCCUCAACAUGGAGAAGGCGCUCAGGAACAAAGCUACGGUCCGCAAAGUGAAGGCUGAGUGCCGGCUGAGCUGCGCCAACCAGACCGCUUUCAGCGAGCCCUUGGCCGGUUUGGGAGUCCCCGUUCCCGGGACUGGGUCUGUGGAGGAUCUGGGCUUCUUCCAGAAGAUCCUGAAACGGGCUGAUUGUGUGAAAUCCUGCGAGACUGAGAAGCUCGGAUCACCAACUUUGCACCAAGUUGGUGAUGAAGUAGAACUGGAGUUCAAGAAAAGGACUCCGUAUAAUUACCUACAGGUCGCUUAUUUCAAGAUCAAUAAACUGGACAAGGCGGUAGCGGCUGCCAACACCUUCUUCCAGGCCAAUCCAGAUCACAUGGAGAUGAAACAGAACCUGGACUACUACAGGAUGAUGGCAGGAGUCCAAGAGGAGGACUUCAAAGAUCUGGAGGCCAGGCCGCACAUGGCGGAGUUUCUGCUGGGGAAGAGCUACUACAGCGACGACUCCUUUGGCCUGGCAGCCCAGCACUUCGAGGCAGCUGUCGGCGAGUACUUCACGGCCGAUAAGGAGUGCAGGGCUCUGUGUGAGGGGUCUUACCGCUUUGAUGGGUACAACUACAUGGAGUACAGCGCAGACCUGUUCCAGACCAUGACAGACCACUACCUGCAGGUCCUGAGCUGCAAGCAGCACUGCUCCGUGGAGCUGGCCUCGGCCGCCAGCAGAGACCAGCCCUUCCCCGACUUCUUGCCCUCACUCUUCAACUACCUGCAGUUCUCCUACUACAACAGUGAGAAAUACAAGCAGGCCAUAGAGUGUGCAAAGACCUACCUGCUGUUCCACCCCGACGACGAGGUGAUGAACCAGAACCUGGAUUAUUAUUCUGCCGUGCUGGGAGAAGACCAAGCCAAGACCACAUCAGCCAAAGAGGUGGUCAAACAGUACAUCCAGCAGUCCGUACUGGAGAAAGAGCUGCUCUACUUUGGAUACGAAGCCUUCGGGAUCACCUUCGUAGAUCCGGACACAUGGACUCCUGAAGACGUCAUGCCCAAGAGACUGAGAGACAAACAGAAGGCCGACAGAGAGACUGCAGCCAGGAUCACGGAGGAGAUCGGAAACCUCAUGAAGGAGAUUGAGACACUGGUUGAGGAGAAGAAGAAGGAUUCUUCGGAUAUGGCCAAGAUUAUUGCACCACUAGAAGGUGGUGCUGUGUUGUAUGACGGCAUCAAGGUGGCCAUGAUGUCCAAGCAGCUGAACGGCUCUCAGCGGGUUCUGCUGGACGGGGUCACCACCAAUGACGAGUGCAGGGAGCUGCACAGUCUCUCCAACGCAGCUGCUCUGAAAGGCGAUGGUUACAGCGGGCGCCCCUCCCCGCACACACCUAGUGAGAUGUUCCAGGGAGUCACCAUCCUGAAGGCUGUCAAGCUGGGACAGGAGGGGAAGGUUCCUCUGAAGAGCGCUCGUCUGUUCUUCGACCUCGGUGAGAAAGUGAGGAAGGUUUUGGAGUCGUACUUUCGUCUGGAGUCUCCACUCUACUUCUCUUAUUCCCACCUGGUGUGCCGCUCCGCCAUCGAUGAGAAGCAGGAGGACCGUGAGGACCUGAGCCACCCUGUUCAUGUGGACAACUGUGUUCUGGUUCCUGAGCGGAGCGAGUGUGUAAAAGAACCUCCGGCGUACACACACAGAGACUACAGCGCCAUCCUUUAUCUCAAUGACGACUUUGAAGGAGGAGAGUUCAUUUUCACUGAACUGGAUGCAAGAACAGUCACGGCUGAGGUGCACCCACGAUGUGGCCGUGUGGUUGGCUUCGGAGCAGGGAAGGAAAACCCUCAUGGAGUCAGAGCUGUCACCAAAGGUCAGAGGUGUGCUGUUGCACUGUGGUUCACCCUGGAUCCUGCUCACCAAGAAAAGGAGAGAAUCCAAGCUCAGGAUAUGCUGAAGAUGUUUUCAACCCCCGUGAAUGAAGAAUUCAUCCAAAUGGAGACAACGGACACUUCGGAGUCUCAGCCAGUAGCAACAGAAGCUCCUGCACCAGCUGACCAGGCAGAAACCAAACAAGAGGACGUGCCAUCAGAUCAGAAGCUGGAAGCAGCAGCUGAUAAACCAGCCGAGACCCCAAAGGAUGCAGCCGGGACGAAACCGGUUACCAAAGCAGCUACUAAGGCCAAAGCUGCGCCUAAAGUAAAGACCAAAACAGUGGAUAAAGUUAAACCUGCUGGUAAAAAAGAUGGAAAACAGAUGGUUAAAACACAAACCGAGCAGGCAGGUAAAAACGGCACAAAGCCAGCCACAAAACAGACUAAAAAAGUUGCAUCUAAGAAGGAUUCCUCAUCGGCCUCAGACUAUCAGAGCGCCAAGGACGAGCUGUGACCAGACCAGCUGUGUCCCACUGUCUAUUUUAUGGUUUAUUUUAUGUUUUUACAAGGUCUUCUCUGUGGAUGGUUGAAUAAAAACAUGGGUUUGGGUACUAAGGUAAACUUUAGUCGUUGGGGUCCUGGGACAGUCUGUCCACAUGCUACAAAUCAGUGGAGCCAUUUUUUAUUUGGGAAUUGUUAUAUUGAGAGCAUCUACUGUAUUUCACCUUACCUUUGAACAAACCUCUUAUUUUUUGCCUGAUAUGUGUGAUGACAUGUUUUAAAUCCAGCAAAGACGUGUUGAAAUGAGCUGAGUGCAGUCUCUCCAGCCAGCUGUGCGAGUAUAAAAUAAAAGGAGACGUUUUUAUA
Messenger RNA from Melanotaenia boesemani (Boeseman's rainbowfish), 2870 nucleotides. RefSeq names its product prolyl 3-hydroxylase 1 (gene p3h1). Gene Ontology annotation, molecular function: iron ion binding; procollagen-proline 3-dioxygenase activity; L-ascorbic acid binding. The transcript is spliced from 15 exons. Lineage: Eukaryota; Metazoa; Chordata; Actinopteri; Atheriniformes; Melanotaeniidae. Gene Ontology annotation, cellular component: endoplasmic reticulum. The coding region runs from base 1 to 2517 and encodes 838 amino acids. The record is from RefSeq and is a predicted model, not a curated record. Gene Ontology annotation, biological process: collagen metabolic process.